CUGUGAGAUGGGGCCCCUUGAAAACCUGUCCAUACAAUUUAAUACACAGAGCUCCAGCCCUUGAAAACCCUAAAAUUCAUAGAGAGACACCAGAACUCACCUCUGAAAACAGAAAUGGCCUCCAAAACCCAAAGUAACCCUGAAAAAAAGUUCUCGGAUACUCCAUAUGAGAUUGAAAAUUGCAGAGGAGUACUCCAAAUCUUCAGCAAUGGCUCCAUAGUCCGCUCUCCACAGCCAAGCUUUCAAAUUCCUGUAGAAGAUGAUGGUUCAGUCUUAUGGAAAGAUGUCGGAUUCGACAAAGCCCUCGAUCUCCAUCUUCGCGUCUACAAACCAUUAUCUCAUGAAAAUAACAGACUACCCAUAUUCUACUACUUUCAUGGAGGUGGGUAUUGCAUAGGCUCAAGAACGUGGCCAAAUUUUCAUAACUUUUGCCUCAAGCUCUCAAGAGAACUUCCGGCCAUUGUAAUCGCGCCGGAUUAUCGGUUAGCACCGGAAAACAGGCUUCCAUCUGCCAUUGACGAUGCAUUCUCAGCCGUCCGAUGGCUUGCAACAGAUGGCAUCACAGAUCAAUUCCUCUCUCAAACUGCUGACUUCGGACGAGUCUACAUUUCCGGGGAUUCGGCGGGUGGCAACAUUGCCCACCAUUUAGCUGUAGGCCUAAGUGAAGGGGGCCAUGAAAACCUGACCAUAAAAGGGUUUGUGCUCCUGAUGCCAUUCUUUGGUGGAGUAGAGCACACAUUAUCCGAGGCCACGUGUCCGCAAGAUGCAUUCUUGAAACUUGAUCUGAACGACCGUUAUUGGCGGUUGAGUUUGCCCGAGGGCACGGAUAGGGACCACCCACUUUCAAACCCGUUCGGGCCGGGUGCGAAGGAUCUCGGCUCGGUGGACUUCAUUCCCAUGCUUGAUGUGGUGGGGGAGAGGGAUUUGUUGAGGGAUAGAGGUGUGGAGUAUGGAAAGAGGUUGGUGGAGAUGGGUAAGAAGGUGGAGGUGGUGGAGUUGAAGGGGCAGCAACAUGGGUUCUUUACUAUAUAUCCGAACUCUCAGGAGGCAAAGGAGCUUAUGGAUAGGAUCAGGGCCUUUAUCGAGGCUAAUGCUUAGUCAAAUUUUCUUUUUUAUGGGUUCAGGGUGUGCUUAUCUUGGUUUUAUAGACGGAAAUGACUGGUUUUCUGUUGAAAUGGGGGUCCAUUUUGUGGUUUUGGAAGAAGGUUGUCAUGCUUUGAUGAUCGUGGUGGAAAAUAAAAUGGGGUUUUGAUUGUACGAAUUAUAGAAUUAGUUUUUAUCAUCAGGGUUUUAAAAAAUGUUAGAUUGAAAUCGUGCAAUCUGAAUCGAAAAUCGAUUGAAUUGGU
Molecule: messenger RNA, 1346 nt
Organism: Amborella trichopoda
Lineage: Eukaryota; Viridiplantae; Streptophyta; Magnoliopsida; Amborellales; Amborellaceae
Product: alpha/beta-Hydrolases superfamily protein
Molecular function (GO): hydrolase activity
Source: RefSeq, a predicted model, not a curated record